UCCGACUUUUUGACUCCUGUGUUCAGCUUCUGAGGGAGCAGGGCGGGGUCCCCAGGGGCGCAGAUGCACAGCAGGUGGGCGGGGCAGCGGCUUUAAAGGCCUUUCUGUCCAGCUGCUCCCCAGUUACCAAGAUGCCUCUCCUCCUGAGUCUCCUGCUGGCCUCAGCCCUGAGUCUGGAGCUGGCCUGUGCCAUGCAGUGUCACCAGUGCACAGGCUUUGGGAUCUGCCACCAUCUGGCGAGCUGCCCCUGGAACUCCGACCACUGCGUCACUGUGGCCUCCCGAGCCGCUGUCAGCCUGCAGGACGAGCCACUGGUGAUGAAGAUGUGCUCCCAGGGCUGCCCUGAGCCUGCUGCCCUGGGCCUGGGCCGGCGCGUGUCUGUGUCCUGCUGCCAGGCCAGUGCCUGCAAUGAGGACUGAUCCUCCGUCCCACCAGCAUGCUCCUGAGCACCCCAAUAAAACAGUCCAGCUCA
Suncus etruscus (white-toothed pygmy shrew) is the source of this 472-nucleotide messenger RNA. RefSeq names its product secreted LY6/PLAUR domain containing 2 (gene SLURP2). NCBI's taxonomy places the organism in Eukaryota, Metazoa, Chordata, Mammalia, Eulipotyphla, Soricidae. Bases 132 to 419 code for a protein of 95 amino acids. The transcript is spliced from 3 exons. The record is from RefSeq and is a predicted model, not a curated record. Gene Ontology annotation, molecular function: acetylcholine receptor inhibitor activity.